UUAUACUUGCAGUUGAAUGUGGCCUUGGAUUCAAAGCGUUUCAAGACACAUGCUUUUACUUUUCAACUACACAGGCUCAAAGUUGGUUUGAAGCUCGGGCAGCAUGUUUCGUUUUGGGAGCGGAUCUCGCAAUUGUGGACAACAUGGCAGAAAAUGAUUUUUUGAAGACGAUGACACCAACAAAUCGAGUUCACAACUAUAUUGGAGCAACUAAGCUCGCUGAUGCCACCACACCGACCUGGCGGUGGACGGAUCCGUCUGCUAACCCGAUACCACCUGCACCAGGAGCAGCUGGUCCUGGGUUCGAGGACUGGACAGCAGGCCAACCCGGCGGUGGACCUACAGCACAGUUCUGCAUGUCUUUCAGAAACCAGGGCGGGGUAUUUCAUUGGGACGAUCUGAGUUGCGCAAGGAACGAACAUUACAUAUGCGAGAAAAACGCAAAGUGGCCGAAGAAGAAGUCCACUGAAAAGUGUUAAAUGCUUCCAUCUCGUAUGUUAUAUUUAAAGCUGCAAUCUCGGGUAUAUUUUUUUGUUUAACUAUUCAGAAUCGCUGUAUCGAUCUCCCAGUGCUCCACGAUUGGUGCAUCAACAGCCGUGUUGUGUGCUGCCCUGUCUAAAAUAUAUCUCGCUGCUAUAUCGGUAAGAGUAGCCUAUAUGGUGGCAGCGCGGGUUUCAUCUCUCUUUCGUUAUCGACCAAAUGUCUAAAUAACCAUGUGUUAGGUAAUAAAUAUCUGUAGUUUAAAAUGAGCUAAGGAUUCAUUUAAGAAGUAUGUUUUUCUUCCAUUUACAACAAACCAUCUGUAUUAACGUUCUUUCGCUGCACUCCGGUUCUUCGAUAUCCAUUGCAGGCACAUGUGCAGGAAUUUUACCUGUAUGGUCUAGACUGUA
This is a messenger RNA of Gigantopelta aegis, 890 nucleotides long. RefSeq lists its product as uncharacterized. The transcript has 3 exons. Bases 144 to 479 code for a protein of 111 amino acids. The record is from RefSeq and is a predicted model, not a curated record. Lineage: Eukaryota; Metazoa; Mollusca; Gastropoda; Neomphalida; Peltospiridae.